This is a messenger RNA of Myotis myotis, 2259 nucleotides long. RefSeq names its product phosphatidylinositol glycan anchor biosynthesis class U (gene PIGU). Gene Ontology annotation, biological process: protein localization to cell surface; attachment of GPI anchor to protein. The coding region runs from base 594 to 1943 and encodes 449 amino acids. The record is from RefSeq and is a predicted model, not a curated record. The transcript has 13 exons. Gene Ontology annotation, cellular component: membrane; GPI-anchor transamidase complex. Lineage: Eukaryota; Metazoa; Chordata; Mammalia; Chiroptera; Vespertilionidae.
GCAGGCCAGUAGGAGCCAACAGCCAGUUCAUUUUUCAGAUGAGAGAUCUGAGGCACGGAAAGGUUAAGCAACUGUUCCAGGCCGCAGGCCUAACACAUCUGUCUCCUAAGCCAAAAUGUAUCCUCAGAAUCCAAUAUAGUGCCUGAGAACAGAUGUCGUUCAAUACACAAUUGCAAAUACAUGAAUACAUAUUUAAUUGUCUCUAAAAACAUAAAAGAGAAACACUUAAGCAUUAAAAACAAACACACCAGAGCGAAACUAACAUCUCCUUAAAACUCACUCACAGCCCCACGGAGAUCAAUCCCUCAUCUGCCUACUCUCCGCAGCGCUCCAGCUCCUGAGCGCCUUUACAGUUCACCAGCUGUCACUGGAGACGUCGCCCACGCCUUCGCCACCGGCUUGACUCGCCCGGCUUCCCGUCGUCCCGCCCUGCCGGGCCGCAAGGCUUCCUGGGAGUGGUAGUCCCCUGUCAGGCAGCUGCGGCGGCUGCAGCAGCCAGGCGCUCCGGGCCGCGGAACUACAGGGCUGGCGCACGGGCCUGAGGCUCUUCCGCAUCGCCUAUCGCUCCCCGGCGGCGCGCCGCCCCAGCUAUCAUGGCGGCUCCCUUGGCCCUGGUGCUGGUGGUGGCCGUGACGGUGCGGGCGGCCUUGUUCCGCUCCAGUCUGGCCGAGUUCAUCUCCGAGCGGGUGGAGGUGGUGUCCCCACUGAGCUCUUGGAAGAGAGUGGUUGAAGGCCUCUCACUGUUGGACUUGGGAGUGUCUCCAUAUUCAGGAGCAGUAUUUCAUGAACUGAGGAAACUAAGGCUCAGAGGGGAAACAACGUGUCCAAAGACUCCAUUAAUAAUAUACCUCUUUCAUUUCCUGAUUGACUAUGCUGAAUUGGUAUUUAUGAUAACUGAUGCACUCACUGCCAUUGCCCUGUAUUUUGCAAUCCAGGACUUCAAUAAAGUUGUGUUUAAAAAGCAGAAACUCCUCCUUGAACUAGACCAGUAUGCCCCAGAUGUGGCCGAACUCAUCCGAACGCCAAUGGAAAUGCGUUACAUCCCUCUGAAAGUGGCCCUGUUCUAUCUCUUAAAUCCCUACACGGUCUUAUCUUGUGUUGCCAAGUCUACCUGUGCCAUCAACAAUACCCUCGUUGCUUUCUUCAUUUUGACCACGAUAAAAGGUAGUGCCUUCCUCAGUGCUAUUUUUCUUGCCUUAGCAACAUACCAGUCUCUGUACCCACUCACCUUGUUUGUCCCAGGACUCCUUUAUCUCCUCCAGCGGCAGUACAUCCCUGUGAAAGUAAAGAGCAAAGCCUUCUGGAUCUUCUCUUGGGAGUAUGCCAUGAUGUACAUGGGAAGCCUAGUGGUAAUCAUUUGCCUCUCCUUCUUCCUUCUCAGCUCCUGGGAUUUCAUCCCUGCAGUCUACGGCUUCAUACUUUCUGUUCCAGAUCUCACUCCAAACAUUGGUCUUUUUUGGUACUUCUUUGCAGAGAUGUUUGAGCACUUCAGCCUCUUCUUCGUGUGUGUGUUUCAGAUCAACGUCUUCUUCUACACCAUCCCCUUAGCCAUUAAGCUGAAGGAGCACCCUAUCUUCUUCAUGUUCAUCCAGAUUGCCAUCAUCUCCAUCUUCAAGUCCUACCCAACAGUGGGGGAUGUGGCCCUCUAUAUGGCCUUCUUCCCCGUUUGGAACCAUCUCUACAGAUUCCUGCGGAACAUUUUUGUCCUCGGCUGCAUCAUUAUCGUCUGCUCCCUGCUCUUCCCCGUCCUGUGGCACCUCUGGAUUUAUGCAGGAAGUGCCAACUCCAAUUUCUUUUAUGCCAUCACAUUGACCUUCAACGUUGGGCAGAUCCUGCUGAUUUCUGAUUACUUCUAUGCCUUCCUGCGGCGAGAGUACUACCUCACUCACGGUCUCUACCUGACGGCCAAGGACGGCACGGAGGCCAUGCUUGUGCUCAAGUAGGCCUGGCCGGGCACAGGGCUGCACGGACUCGGGGUGGACAGGCCAAAAGCUGGGCCAAGCCCUCGAGCCAGAAUUGCCAGCAGGCAAGUCCUCAGGCAGAUGAGGUUCAAGUCCAGGGUCACGAUCUUGGCACCAGAGGAGAGCCAAGGCUGGCAGCAAGGCCUGUGGGGCUUUGCCAGGCGCACCUCCACUUGGACCCACAGUUUUUGGCUCUGCACACAAAGGAGCCCCCUCCCAGACAGGACAGGGGAGGAAGCAGGUGAGCAGGGUUUGUUAGGUUGUUGACUUAAUAAAUUUCUUUUUGGUAUGAAGUCUA